AAAAGCGUCCGUUUAUUUGGCAUGUCCAAUUUGUUCAUUGGUUUCAGUAUUGACUAAAAAAUUGAUUCUGUAAACGUAUUUUUAAAAAGUUUAAACUAAAACCAUGCCGACUUCUGAUAAAGACACUGCUGAAGCUACCCAAGCAAAAAAAGCACGAGUGGACCAUCAAACAAUGCCAACUAGACAGUAUCUGGACCAGGCAGUAGUUCCCGUUGUCUUACGAGCGAUGUCUGCAGUAGCCAAGGAAAGACCAGCUGAUCCUUUAGAGUUUAUUGCAAAUUAUUUGCUUAAAGAAGCAAAAACUCGAGCAACCCAGAAUUCCGAAACAGCCAGUCAAGCCCUACCCUCGGCGUGUGCUUGACCUUCUUUUGACAAUCUCAUUUCAACUUCAGACUCCAUUACUCUAUGAAAAUUGCAUUUUUAUUUCAGCUCCUGACAGGUAAAUCUCAGUGUGCAUUGGUUUAUUUCAUAUUUUGUGUGAAUACAUUUGAGUCUGU
This is a messenger RNA of Daphnia carinata, 497 nucleotides long. Its product is annotated as protein dpy-30 homolog. Lineage: Eukaryota; Metazoa; Arthropoda; Branchiopoda; Diplostraca; Daphniidae. The record is from RefSeq and is a predicted model, not a curated record. The coding region runs from base 104 to 361 and encodes 85 amino acids. The transcript has 3 exons. Gene Ontology annotation, cellular component: Set1C/COMPASS complex.